Molecule: messenger RNA, 1053 nt
Organism: Recurvomyces mirabilis
Lineage: Eukaryota; Fungi; Ascomycota; Dothideomycetes; Mycosphaerellales; Teratosphaeriaceae
Exons: 3
Coding region: 1-1053 (350 amino acids)
Biological process (GO): D-sorbitol catabolic process
Molecular function (GO): zinc ion binding; L-iditol 2-dehydrogenase (NAD+) activity
Source: RefSeq, a predicted model, not a curated record
AUGUCUUCCGUCACGACAGUCUUGACCCGCAAGCCGAAGAACAUUGCGAUCGAGACGAAUCCAAAGCAUGAAUUACACGUUGUGGAAACAAAGCUGCCCGAACCUGGACCAAACGACUGCUUGGUUCACGUUAGAGCGACGGGCAUAUGUGGCUCAGACGUGCACUUCUGGAAGAUCGGCGCUAUUGGUUCUUCUGUCAUCAAGCAUGAACAAGGAUUGGGUCACGAAAGUGCUGGAGUGGUCAUCAAGACCGGCCCAAAUGUCAAGUCACUGAAAGUUGGUGAUCGGGUGGCGCUGGAGUGCGGCAUACCAUGCAGCAAGCCGACCUGCGAGCACUGCCGUAACGGUCGGUAUAAUGCAUGCCCUGAUAUCAUCUUCUACUCCUCUCCUCCCGUUCCUGGCACACUCCGCCGCUAUCACGUCCAUCCUGAAGCAUGGCUACACCGUCUACCAGAAAGCAUAAGCUUCGAAGAAGGCGCCCUUCUCGAACCUCUAUCUGUAGCCCUGGCCGGAAUCGAUCGCUCUGGCUUACGGCUUGGCGAUCCACUCGUCAUUUGUGGUGCAGGACCAAUCGGUAUGGUGAGCCUGCUGGCUGCUCAUGCGGCUGGCUCAGCGCCUAUCGUUAUUACAGAUAUUGAUGAGCAUCGCCUGGCAAAGGCCAAGUCGCUGGUACCGAGAUUGCGGACUGUGCAGAUUCAACGAGAUGCAGAAGCAAAGCAGAAUGCAGAGCAGAUCAGGCAGGCGCUCGGAGAUGUUAAACGUGCUAACGAACGACAGGCCAGUCGAUUCGGGGGCACCGUCUUCAUCAUUGGGGUUGGCAAGGACUUCCAGCAGAUUCCGUUCAUGCACGCCUCGUUCCGCGAGAUCGACAUACGGUUCCAGUUCCGAUAUAGGGAGACGUAUCCUAAAGCCAUCAUGCUUGUGUCGGAAGGUCUAAUCGACCUCAAACCACUGGUAACACAUCGCUUCACGCUUGAAGAAGGUCAGGCAGCAUUUGAAGCUGCGUCGAACCCUGACGCAAGAGCGAUCAAGGUACAACUGCUUGACGACUAG